Molecule: messenger RNA, 3024 nt
Organism: Phodopus roborovskii (desert hamster)
Lineage: Eukaryota; Metazoa; Chordata; Mammalia; Rodentia; Cricetidae
Gene: Dcbld1
Product: discoidin, CUB and LCCL domain containing 1
Exons: 11
Coding region: 137-1651 (504 amino acids)
Source: RefSeq, a predicted model, not a curated record
GCGGGCCGCCCAGAGGGAUCGGUGCCGGGUGCCCGCGCCGCGCGCCGGGCCGCGGACGAGGCUGCCCCAGGCGGGCAGCGGUGGCGCGGGGACGGCUCGGGAGCCCGAUCCUGGGAGCCUGGAGCCCGGCAGGGCCAUGGGGGCCGGGGCCGGUGGGCCGGGCGUCCUGGCGGCGCUGCUGUUCGCGGUGUGCGCCCCGCUCCGGCUGCAGGCGGAGGAGCUGGGUGAUGGCUGUGGGCACAUAGUGGCCUCUCAGGACAGUGGCACGGUGACAUCUAAGAAUUAUCCAGGGACGUACCCCAAUCACACUGUGUGUGAGAAGACCAUCACGGUCCCGAAGGGGAAGAGACUCAUUCUGAGGUUGGGAGAUUUGAACAUUGAGUCCAAGACCUGCGCUUCUGACUACCUUCUCUUCACCAGUCCAACCCAUCAGUACGGUCCAUAUUGUGGGAGUUGGACUGUUCCCAAAGAACUCUGGGUGAACUCAAGUGAAGUGACUGUCCGAUUCCAGAGUGGAUCUCACAUUUCUGGUCGGGGCUUUCUGCUGGCCUAUGCCAGCAGUGACCAUCCAGAUUUAAUAACUUGUUUGGACCGAGGCAAUCAUUAUUCGGAGGAAAAAUACAGCAAAUUCUGCCCAGCUGGUUGUAGAGAAAUAGCAGGAGAUAUUUCUGGGAAUAUGAAAGACGGCUACAGAGAUACCUCUUUGCUGUGCAAAGCUGCCAUCCACGCAGGGGUCAUCGCAGACGAACGAGGUGGCCGCGUCAACCUGCUGCAGAGCAAAGGCAUCAGUCACUAUGAGGGGACCCUGGCCAACGGUGUGCUGUCGCGACAUGGAUCCCUGUCAGAAAAGCGCUUUCUGUUUACCUCCACAGGAAUGAAUAUUACAACCGUGGUUAUUCCGGCAGUGAUCUUCACCACUCUCCUUCUGGUUGGAAUGGGGGUCUUUGCCGUCUUCAGGAAAAGGAAGAAAAAAGGAAAUCCGUAUGUAUCAGCAGAGGCUCAGAAAACAGGCUGCUGGAAGCAGAUUAAAUAUCCCUUUGCUAGGCGUCAAUCGAACGAAUUUACCAUCAGCUACGACAAUGAAAAGGAGGUGACACAAACGUUGGAUCUUAUCACUAGUGAUGUGGCAGAUUAUCAUCAGCCUCUCAUGAUUGGCACCGGAACAGUCACGAGAAAGGGCUCUACCUUCCGGCCCAUGGACACAGACACCGAGGAGGCCAAGGUGAACACUGAGGCCGGUGGCCACUAUGACUGUCCUCACCGCCUGGGCCGCCAUGAGUAUGCAUUGCCCUUGACUCACUCGGAACCGGAGUACGCCACACCCAUCGUGGAGCGGCACCUGCUGCGAGCGCACACCUUCUCCACGCAGGACGGCUACCGGGUCCCCGGGCCCAGGCCCUCUCACAAACACUCCCUUUCCUCCGGAGGGUAUCCCCUUGCUGCAGGGGCCACCCAGAGCCAAGGCUAUCAGAGGCCAGCGAGCCCCAAGCCUGUGGGUGGUGGCUAUGACAAGCCUGCCGCCAGUAGCUUCUUGGACAGCAGAGACCCCUCCCCUCAAGUGCAAAUGACUCCUGGGGUGGACGAUGGUUAUUCAGCACCCAGAAACGGCCUUGCACCCCUCAACCAGAUGGCCAUGCCUGCUCUCUUGUGAACUCAAUGUGAAAGAAACCUGCUGUGGUACUGAGCGUGCUCUGCGGCUGCGCGAGUCACUGGAAGAGGUGCGCCUGGGUGUGUGACUCUUCAGGAUCCUAGAGACAACCUCACUUACUGUUUACAGAACUGUGCAGCGGGCUUUGUUCCUACCCGACCCUUCUGCAGAGCCGCUUGGUUUCCCUCGUGCUAGAACAAGGAGACUUUUCUCGUUGCUAACUGUGAUGUUGUGCUGUAAAAUGUGCAAUUUGUACAGUCGUAUUUAACAUGAACUAAAGUAAGGAAGUUGUGAUGCUUGUUUUCUACACAGGGUUUAAGCAGAAAACGUGGGACUUGCAGAGAUGUGGUAGGAUGUCUUCGUGUUUCUCAGUGUUUAUGUUUAUCUGACACUGUUAGCAGCAGGUCUGUUUAAAAAACAAAACAACAACAACAACAAAAAACCAAUCUGGUUGUGGUGGCUCAUUUCCUUUUUGAUAAACUAAUGAAAUUACUUGAAAUAUGAAAAGCGCACGGGGCAGGUGACGUUAGCUCUCUUGGCAGUGGAAUAUGCAAACAAGCACACACCUCAGCAGCCGCUGCCCUUGAGCAUGAGGGCAGCCCAGUGUCCUGGGCCUGUGUGGGACCCAGCUGCACCUCGAGGGACCUCGUUCUCUAAGGAGAGGGCCUGGCCUUAUUGCACAGUGUUCGCAAGCAAAUCUGCCCUUCCAGGGUGCUGAGAUCAAGGCAAUCCACGCUUUCCCUCCACAAAGUGUAAUGAAGGGUAGCAGAGCAAUUGUAGCUGGGGGUGGGGGGAGGCACAGUCCCGUAGUUCUAAGCCUCAGAUUACAAGCGAAGCUGAGUUCAGAAGGCCUGCUUCUCACCACGUUCUCCACAAAUAGUGUGCGUCGGCGACUUAUAUUAUCCCUGGGAAACAAGCCAGGGUUAUUUGAAAUGUGUUCUUCCGUGUGUCUAAAGCAUAGCUUUUCCAGUGGAGAGCUGGUAGCUGAGCCAGCGGUGUAAACAGCUGUGUCCUCCUAAAUAUGUGAUUAUACUCAUAGAGUAGCCCAGGGCUCGGCUGUACCUCAUGUUCCGUGUGUUUCCCCUGGGUUUUCUUUGUGAAUUAGCUGGGGGAUGUAACCUCUUGCCAAAGAGGAAAAAGUAUGUGUCUUGUUUGUUAAUAGAAAAUAUGGACCAAAAAACAAAAACACAAUCCUUCCUUUAAAAAUCGUAACCCUAUUUGUGUGAUUGUCAUUUUCUAUCAGUUCUGUGUUAAAAUAGGGUGCUGAAAGAUCGUGGCAGACUGUUUGGUGAUAGUGGAGGAUAAACCAUUUACUUAAUGGAGUUUACAUGAUUUUGUGUGUAUACUAAUUGUAAUAAACUAUGCCAAAUCAGAGA